AUGUCUAAACUAUAUAUCUCGACCGCCAACUGCGGAAAAGCGCAUGAAACCGAUAUUUUUGGUCUUUGCGUAUCGAAUCCUUAUACUGCCACUGUUUCUGGUGACGGAUACAUCAAAUUAUGGCAAAAUAAGCUGCUGGAAGGCUCCAUGCCCAAAGAACAUGUGUUGACCAAAUUUGUUCACAAGACGGGACUUCAUCAUGUGGAUACAUUCCAUUCGCUCGAACAAGGUGGUCUUGAAGUGUUUCUGGCGGCUUGUGUUUCUUUCUCAGGCCAACUUUUCCUUUACAGCGUGGAUUCAACAACUGGACAAUUCGAAGAACUGGAUCUCCUGUCCAAAAGUGAAAAGCUGAAGUCCUACUGGUGCGUGAAAUUCUUUAAAAGCGAUGAUCGGACCACAUCCCAUAAACUGGUUGUGACUGACGUGAAAGGAGGCACGCUCGUGUGGGAUUUGAACGUUUUCAGGCAAAACGGGCAAAAUCAAGAUGGUGAAGUUCCUCAAGAUGCCGCCGUUGCUGGCGAAAAAGACCUUCAUCUUGUGUUUCUCGGAGAAAUACCAGCAACUGAACCAAAAUUCGCCACAAGCGUUGAUGUCUCUGUGAAAGGUACGGUUGCAACCGGGUUCCAGGAUGGAAGUGUGGUGGUUUCUCAACUGCAAACCUUAAGACCAAUUUACAAUUUCGAAGGAUUCGGUAUCAAAGGUACUGAAGCAAGUAGUGGAACUGUACGGGACGUCAGAUUUUCCCCCUUGGGUGGCCUUUUGGCUGUUGCUAACGACUCAGGAUCCUAUGGGUCUGUAACGCUUUAUGAGACCCAAUACGGUGAACGUGUUGGUAAUCUUACAGUCCCGACGCAUAGCAGCCAAAACAGUAUUGCUAGUUUUACACAUGACGGUUGGGUCUUUGGCUUAAGCUUCAAUAGUACCGGCGAGUACUUGGCAACUUGCGGCUAUGAUGGAAAAGUUCGCGUUUGGGAUGUCAAACAAAGAGAACGGGUCAGUACGCUGAAUAUAAGCGCAGAAGAUAUUGAACAAGAAGAAGAUAUUGUAUCGCAGGACGAGUAUGGAGAUUCUCUAAAGACGCCGCCUGUGAUGGGAGUUUCGUUCAUAGAUAAAGGUGUCCGCGGUGGAAUUGGCGGUGACACUAACGAAGGAAUUACUUGCGUGUGCUUGGAUCGGAGUGUGCGUUGGUUCAGAGAAGCUGGUGGUGUAUGA
Molecule: messenger RNA, 1212 nt
Organism: Lachancea lanzarotensis
Lineage: Eukaryota; Fungi; Ascomycota; Saccharomycetes; Saccharomycetales; Saccharomycetaceae
Gene: SKI8
Product: LALA0S06e07426g1_1
Exons: 2
Coding region: 1-1212 (403 amino acids)
Cellular component (GO): Cdc73/Paf1 complex
Molecular function (GO): protein binding
Source: RefSeq, a predicted model, not a curated record